GAUGAUAAUAACGUUGUUCAACAAAGGCUUAAAACAAAAGGAAAUCAGCUGUGCACUGAAUUCAUAUGGGCAUAAAAUAAGUGAGAGGCAUCUGAGACGAGUUUUAAAACUUCUAGGGUUGAAGCGAAGAUGCCCCCAACGACCUUUUACUGAAAUCCACAAAGCUGUGGAGAGUGAGAUGAAACAGUGGUCUCCUGAACAAGGAAUCAGGGCAAUGGUAAAGUGGGUAAGGGAUGUCAGAGGAGUGCGGCCUUGUUACAGAGACGAUGUUGCUAAUAUAAUGAGGGAUAUGGAUGCAAGUGGUCUUCAGAGGAGAUCUCCUGGAAAGAAGAAAAUUCCCCGUCAGAAUUACAUCAGCCGUGGUGGUGGUCCAAAUGACACCUGGCACAUUGAUGGCAAUGAUAAACUGAAGUUCUUUGGAAUGUGGAUACAUUUGGGGAUUGAUGGGCUGUCCUCAAAUGAUUCGGGGGGACAGAGGAAAAGAGAACCUUGUUGUGGGUCAAAUGCAGAUGGCAUUUCACAUGCGAGAUCUUGGGAAUCAGGCAUGGAGGUGCUUCAGAAUGGGGACAUCAGUGCACAACCAGAGAGCUGAAUGUUUCAACAGUAUUUUAAAGCGGACAUGGAUUAAGAAAUGGCUGACAACAUUUGAGGCCAUGAUGGAGUCUGGGAUCCUUGAACUGGACAAUCCUAUGCACAUCAACUGCUUGCAGUACUCACACUUGCCACUGCUUCUAAGAGAUUUAAAAACGGAGCAAACAGUUUGGAACACCCACGACAUCUGCAAGCAACGCAAUGCACCAGGUCCAUUUGGGAAACCCGACCUUCUGUUUACCUCACCACCUCCUGGAUAUGCCAAUGUGCUGCACAUAGUUGACCCAGACCUUUUGGACUACGCCAAGCAACUAAUCUGUGAGAGGGAAGAGCCUUCACUGGUAGCAAACCAGGAAUUCAGAGACAUGUGCCAGAACAUUUUAGAAAACAGCCAGUUUCCCUGCACACCUGAUGGUUGCCUUGCUGCAUACCUCAUGCUAGUCCAAGAGCUCACAACUGCCCUGAACAGAAAUGCAGUUCCUACACCUUCUACGUUUGCAGAGGCAAAUGACAUAUACAUCUUUCUGAAGAGAGAGAGGAUGGAAGGUGCACCAGUAAACAUUUCUGACCAAUAAAACCAUACAACAUUGUUAACAU
Molecule: messenger RNA, 1188 nt
Organism: Oreochromis niloticus (Nile tilapia)
Lineage: Eukaryota; Metazoa; Chordata; Actinopteri; Cichliformes; Cichlidae
Exons: 10
Coding region: 444-1166 (240 amino acids)
Source: RefSeq, a predicted model, not a curated record